This is a messenger RNA of Diospyros lotus (date-plum), 2564 nucleotides long. RefSeq lists its product as uncharacterized. The coding region runs from base 208 to 2277 and encodes 689 amino acids. NCBI's taxonomy places the organism in Eukaryota, Viridiplantae, Streptophyta, Magnoliopsida, Ericales, Ebenaceae. The record is from RefSeq and is a predicted model, not a curated record. The transcript has a single exon.
CUCGGGAAGCCAGGGUUAACGUUGUGUUUAAAAAUCUCACGACUGAGGAAGGGAAGGUUGCUCAUGCUUGCUUGCUUGCUGCUUCGAAUUCGUUUGAAAUUCAAUCUGUUGCCGCUUUCUCGUACCUUCUCUUUCUUCUUCUCUGCCUACUUCCUCUCACCACAUCUUGCGUCUUUUAUUACGGUAAAUUUCCACGCUUGAGUUGCCAUGUCCAAUCGACAGUUUUCAUCAGCAUCAAGGAAGAAGAAGCACAAGGAGCGGCCACAUCCAUUGCGGGAUCUCAACGACGUCGCCAUCAACGCUUCUUCUUCUUCUUCUUCUUCCUCUGCUUCUUCAGUUUCCUCGUUUAUGUCUAUUGAGGCCCCCAGAGCCAGAGGUUGUCUUCGCUUCUUCCUUUCGAAUUCUUCUUCGGCUUCAAAAAUUCCUCCUCAUCCCCAUAGAAGGAGACGCGCCGGCACAAGUCUUCCCAAGGCUACCGCCACCAAGCCCAAAUCAGCCCCCUUAAAUGCUGGCAACCAUCCAAAACUACCCUCCUCCUGCUCUUCCUUUUCCAGAUCUAAUAAUACCAACAAGCCUCUCAAAGAAAACCUACCAAAACCCACUUCACAAAAACCUCCUUGUCUCUAUCAGUCGCAGUACGGAGGGAAGAAGGUUACAUCAAACCCUGCCCCAACCGCAAAGCCUCUCUCUGUGGGUCUUACGAUUCAUUCGGCAUCUGGAUCUCAACGGCAGCAGCAGCAAUGUUCGCUGACGACCAUGGAUGGCAUAUCAGUUGAGCCCUCAAGUCCCCUAAAUUUACCUGGUUUGAGCACUGUUGCUGACAAUUCUACUUUCACUACGUUAGCAUCCUGUGAUUCUGCUUUGGGAUGUGAAUUUGGCGAUAAUCUUGUGGAAGAAGUCUCUACUACUGCAAUCCCUGCCGCUGCUGCUGCUGCAAGUACUACAACACCUCCUGCUCAGGCCUCUGUGUCUCCAGAGAUUCAAGGUGGGUCAUCUAUUCUGCUUUCAUCUGCGGCAACUCCUGCUUGUUAUGGUGCUGGGCAUAUUGUUUCUGGGGUGAACGACAGGAGGAAAUGCAGAGCCAGGGGCAUUCUUACAGUAGGUAAAUUUAACUCCGGCUGUGGUAAAGAAAACAUUUUUGACAAUGGCGACGAUGUAGAAAUUCUCAGUAAAUCUAGGACCUCUUUGGUUCCUCUUCCAGCUGAAGCUUCAAUGCGUUGGCUGUGUGAUGAGAAUCCAAAGAUUGAUCCUGGAAAUGGGUUGUCAAACUGUAUCAAAAAAUCGUUAGGCUCUGUGACUCAGCAUUCUCUACCUUCGCCUUCAUCAGGUCAUGGAAUUUCUUCAGGCGUAGGCGACGUUUUUGAGUAUAGUAACAUCACUAGUUCCAGCGCAAGUAGCAGGGGGAGGACUAGGAUAACUUUGCUUUCCCCUGGUGGAAACCCCGCAUCUCGAGGUCUUUCCGGGGCAUCAUUCAAUGAAAUGGCAGGCUGUUCAAUGCCUGUUUCCCCCCAUGCUACCCCUACUAGUGAUGCACAAAAGCAUAGAGAACAUAGAUAUCGUCUUUCCGGGAAAAGCCCUCUAUUCUCUUUUGGCUCCUUGGAUAGUGAUAAUGUUAUUCGAACUCCACAGUCUGAUGUGACUUCAGGUGGACGGGUUAUACUGUCUUCAUCAGAUGCACAUGAUCAUCAAAAACAUGAUUUUGGAUCUGAAAUUGAUUCGUUGGUUAAGGUUCUUUUAAGGGCAUCCUUAUCUCCACAGUCCCAUUUAUCAAUAUGGGAUACACCUGGUUCAGGUUUUCAGUUGCCAAGCUUGAAUUUACCUUCCAAUUCCAUAGACCUUCCCAAGUUUCCAGGUGCUUGGGAUCACAGUACUUCAUGUAUUUCUAGUUCUACUUUUGAGGAAAUGUCACGGUCUCAGGUGAGAGUUUCGUGGAGGGAUGGACUGGCAAGUCGGAUAUUUGAGAUGGAUGAGUUCGAUUGCUGCAGAUAUUUUUCAGAUGACGAGAACAAUCCUAAUGAAUGCAGUAAUGGCAAUUUCAAAGCCAGUCCGAAUCAUGAGCUUGCUUUAAAGUCGGGAACCAUUUUAAAUUUUAGCAAUGGUUUCUGCUCUCCUGAAACUGUUGGCCAUGAAAAAACAUAUGAUGGAGAAUUAAAAGAGAAGUUUCCACCACAGAGAUCCAAUCUGUGUGCAGAGUCCAUAUGCAUUGAUGGUGGACUAGUUGCUUCAGGGGAUUCAGAUUGGACCUUGUGCUACAAAAACCAGUUGUUUGAACUGUAACCGUCGCCUGCUCAUUUGUUUGAUCAUAUUGCUUCCAGAGUAAGUUUGCCUUCAAGUCAACAUGAUUUCUUCCCUGUAUGACUGUCUCGAACAACCCUUACAUUAUUUUCUUUUACUGACCUUGUACCAAGCAUCUGGAUUUAGCUUUAUUUUGUUAUUGUGAAAUGCAUAGGUAACAACAAUGUUCAAAGGAUACUGUGCGAGAGAGAGAGAGAGAGAGAGUGUGUGUGUGUGUGUGUGAGAGAGAGAGAGAGAGAGAGAGAAGGGAAUGCUAUAUGCAACACCAU